AUGAGCACUCCGGCUGAAGAGACUUUUGUCGACGCCGCCAAAGACCUGGAUGACACCUGUACGCCGACCGGCAAGGCGCUGACUCAGUUCCUACGGAAGAAAAGAAAUGGAGCUAAGCUUAUGGAUAUAUUAAUGCAUUUGAAGCGGGAGUUCCACAAUACCAGUAUAGCUCCACUUAUUACGUGUAACGUGGCCAGAUGUAUAGAGGCUGGAACGAAUUAUGGGUUUUUAGAGAGGAAAGGUUCGCGGUUUUGUGUGAGCAGGAAUACUAGGCCAAGAGAUGAGGAUGAAAUGAGUGCUCGUAGAGCAGAGGAGCAGAAGGAGCCGGAAGAUGUGCAAUCGCAGCCGUCUGACAGAUGCCGCCGACGCCGACGCCGGCGCCGACGCCGACGCCGCGGACGCCGCCGACGCCGCCGCCGCUCCUGUCGGUGUCCGCGCCGCUGA
Molecule: messenger RNA, 444 nt
Organism: Cydia strobilella
Lineage: Eukaryota; Metazoa; Arthropoda; Insecta; Lepidoptera; Tortricidae
Exons: 1
Coding region: 1-444 (147 amino acids)
Source: RefSeq, a predicted model, not a curated record